Molecule: messenger RNA, 528 nt
Organism: Ornithodoros turicata
Lineage: Eukaryota; Metazoa; Arthropoda; Arachnida; Ixodida; Argasidae
Product: putative nuclease HARBI1
Exons: 3
Coding region: 1-528 (175 amino acids)
Source: RefSeq, a predicted model, not a curated record
AUGACAAUCACCUCUCUAGGCUGCUCCUUCUCUGGGGGUACGCACGAUGCCUACGUUUGGCGGCACAGCGAGCUGCGAGAGGAGCUCCGCAGCACGCAUUCAUCUAACGUGCGCAAGUAUCUGUUGGGUGACAGUGGUUAUCCCUUGGAGCCCUGGCUCUUGACUCCUUUGCCAGGCGAACAGGAGCCGUCGACACCGGAAGCGCGGUGCAGCAGUCGACACCGACGUGCACGCAGCACGGUGGAAAGGUGCAUCGGCCUCCUUAAGGCUAGGUUCCGGUGUCUGCAGCGCUACAGGGGUCUACACUACAGCCCCCAUAGGGCAUCCAACAUUGUGGUGGCUUGCGCAGUGCUUCAUAACAUCUGCAUGCACUGGCGCGCGCCCCCCGCUGAUGCCCAAGGUGAAGAUGACCUCGAUGACGACGAGGCGAGCGAGGGUUCCACUAGCCAUCCUGUGCCCCCUCGCGAAACAGACACUUAUGAGGCAGGUGCUGCGGUUCGAGCACAGUUAAUUGAUGACCUGUGGUGA